AUGCCUGCGGUAAGUGAUCGGUAUGGUCGAUUUAUCGUCCCAGCUCUAGUCCAGGGUCCUUAUCCACACACACUAAGGCAGAGAGUCCAUCCACUGGGAAGCUCCCUGGUUCAGUGCUCCUGAGGGCUGGGACCAGCUCUGAGGGCCAGAGGCAGCUGUGAAGGGAUGGGGUAGUAGCUGAGGACAGAGCCAUGGUUCAUAACGGCUCAGCCCCCCCCACACCACCGCCAGCACAGGUGAGCGCCAAUUGCCGCUCCUCUGGGAGGAAGAGGACACCCAAGGCAUGUGACUGCUGUGGGCCCAACUCUAAGCACCACAAUGGGAAGGCCCCACAUGGGAAGACUCCAGGUGGCAAGCCCCGACAACGCAGGGCCCAGCCGGGGAAGGGCAGGGGCCAGGCACUGGGGGAGACCCCCAAGAGGACGGGUGGUCACCCCUCUUAUAAGAAGAUCCUGAUGACAGAGGAGCAGGUAACAGCCAUCCGAGAGGAGCUGGAGAAAGACUCUGCUGUGGAGCAGGUAACCAACUCUUUGGCUCCACCUAUAACCAACUCUGUCAGUCAACCUGUAAUGAAUGUUGUGGCUCAACUUGUAACCAACUCUGUCGGUCAACCUUUAACGGACUCUAUGGGUCAACCCUUAAUGAACUCUAUGGGUCAGAAGUUAACAUACACUGUGGUUAAACUGUUGACCAAGUCUGUGGUUCAACCGGUAACAAAUGCUAUGGUUCAAACGGUAACAAACUCUGUGGUUCAACCUGUAACGAAGACUGUGGUUGAGCAUGUUGCUGAUUCAGAGAUGGAGCAGGAGAAAGCCUGUGAAGGGGCUGUGUGCGAGGGGGAGCAAGCCACUGGUCUGGAGAAGGAGCAGAAAACUGGUUGUGGUUUAGACAAACAGCCGGUAACAGACUCUAACACGGAGGUCGUGAAGCAGCCCCAGGCUGGUGACGCAGCAGUCUCCCUUUCCAACGGUACAUCUGCUGUCCCCGAAGAGGAACCAACAGACUGUAGCACCCCUAUGGAGGUGGAACCAUCAGCCACAGCCUGUGUUUCCCCAGGCAUUAGUCUGUGCAGCACCCUCCACCCCUUCGCUCUGUGCGACCACAGAGAUUACUGCAUGAUGGGAGUGUGGGCUCCAAGCCCUGAGCCAGAGGAGGACGGUGCCCCAGACCCAGCACAGCAACCCAAACCUGAAGACGGCAUCCAUGAAGUAAUCAGAGACCUCAUCCAUGGUACCAGGCUUUUAUUGUAACUGUGAUUUUCAAAUUGGAUACAUUUUAAAGUUCAUAUUACUUUGUUACUUAUUUAAGGUGUGUUGUUAUUGAUUCCUGUCUUGUCUCUCUCUCAGAGUUCCUGGCGCUCUUCUAUGUGAAGUACGGGAGCUUUAUUCCCCUCAGUGAGACUGACGUCCUGGAGCACCUGAAGAACAAGUGUAACACUGACCUACAUGACAAGUACGAAUCAUUCGAGAUACACCCCACAAACCAGUUUCAAUUUCACAGUUGAUUUCCAGUGUUAUGCUGAUAGCAUCUCUGUUUAAUUUCUCUACUAGGAAGCUAAACAUCCACUCAGAAGUGGUGAAGUACAAAGCGGGUCUCGCCUCCACCCCUAGGAAGUGCUUCAAAGUGGACUACAACAAGCACACUCUGACCCUGGAGGAUCUGUCCACGCUGGACGACCAAAACUGGGUCAACGACCAGGUAGCUAUGGUCCACAGGAAACUGUGUGCUUGCUGCUCAUAAACCUGAUUUGCCUAUGUAUUAUCUAACCUGAAAUUCAAACGUUGUCGUGUUUCUGUCUAGGUGAUAAACAUGUAUGGAGAAUUGAUCGUGGAGGCUACACAGAACAAGGUGAGAGUACUGUACAUGCCUAAGUGCAUUCAUUUUGGGUCCUUGGAUCAGAAUGUUCAACAAAGGGUUAAUAGUAGUCUUCUGUUUGGUUACUGAAUGUUCUCCUGUUCUCUCCUGCAGGUUCAUUUCUUCAACAGCUUUUUCCACAGGCAGCUGGUGGCCAAAGGCUAUGAAGGGGUUAAGAGAUGGACCAAAAAGGUAAGCUGGUGGUAGGUGAUGGAAGAUGCAGCCAUUUUAUCGCUAGUUUGUGUGGCGUUAAUAUGAUAUGACCUGCAGGACCGGAAAUGUAAAGGCUCACUGUUUAUCUGAGACCGUCAGUCUCGCAGAACUAGCUAAAUUAGAAUAUGUCAGUGAUUGUGGUUAAUCUGGUCUCUCUCUCUCUCUCUCUGUUUCACAGGUGGAUCUGUUUUCCAAGAGGCUGUUGCUGAUUCCUAUCCACCUGGAAAUCCACUGGUCCCUGAUCACAGUGGACAUCGCCAACCACCACAUCCACUACUAUGACUCCCAGGGCAUAGUCUUCAAAUACACCAUGGAGGUACGCUCACUCACACUUUAAAGUCCUCUGCCUUUCUCUGAAACUCAGUUGCUUCUGAAUUUCAUCCUAGACCUGAGGAACAUUGGUUUGAUCUGAUAAGCAUUGAACAUUUUAACAUUGGUCUACGUCAGGGUUGUCAAACUCAUUCCACAGAGGGCCUAGCGUCUGUGGGUUUUCCUUUCAAUGAAGACCGACAACCAGGUGAGGGGAGUUUCUUUACUAAUUAGUUACCUUAUUUAAUCAUCAAUCAAGUACAAGUGAGGAGUGAAAACCUGCAGACACUUGGCCCUCCGUGGAAUGAGUUGGACACGUGGUCUACAUUGUCCACAUUUUGGGAACCCUGAAGGAGUCAGUUUGCAACUUUCUUGUGAACUAUGCAUGCAAACCCUUGUCUUCUUCUGUUCAUCUGGCCCACAGAACAUCUUGAGUUACAUCCUGGCUGAGGCCAAGGAGAAGAAACAAGCUGGCUAUCAGAAAGGCUGGAAGAUGACUAUAAACAAGGUAUUGUUUCAGAUGGUACCAUGUGACUGUGUUCUCUCUCGUGCUUUCUGAUAGACUCUGUGUUGACCACUGUCUGAUUGGUUCCCACCCUCAGGGUAUUCCUCAACAGAAGAACGACAGUGACUGUGGAGUCUUCGUCUUGGAGGUGAGUGGGGAAUUUCCCUCUCGUACCGCAAAUUCCCCACACACAUACCUUGUGGUAAACCUUUCCUAUUAACCUUUUCCCCCCCGCUUUGUUUCUCUCAGUACUGCAAGUGCCUGGCAUUAAAAGAGCCGCUGCAGUUCACACAGGAUGACAUGCCCAAAGUCCGCCAGAGGAUUUACAAAGAGCUCUGUGACUGUAAACUGAAUGAAUGAUCAACCGCAGCAGCACAGCUCAGAGUACACCUGCCUUUCCAGUGGCCCAUGGGCUUAACGACUGUUUGACUCUUAUUGUGGAAGGGCCAUUAAUACUUUAAAACAUGACGAGCCAAGAAGCUGAAUGAAGUGCCGUGGAAACAGGACACGUUGUUUGACUAACGAGACGGUGACAGCAACCAGCUUUCUUUCUGUUUUCCUUCAGUGGAGGGCCAGCAGUGCAUAGUUGGAUUUCUUUUUAUACCGUGAUAAUGGGAGGGACUUUGAAUUCCUUUUGAGUUGACGUCCACAAAGUUUCCACUGCUGACCGGCUGACCUGGAGCUAACACUGCUGGUAGGUUUCAGAGGCCAGAAACGGACCUACAGGUGUUUAUAACACGUUUCCUAGCUUC
Molecule: messenger RNA, 3633 nt
Organism: Coregonus sp. 'balchen'
Lineage: Eukaryota; Metazoa; Chordata; Actinopteri; Salmoniformes; Salmonidae
Source: the annotation of a GenBank genome assembly